AUGAGAGGCCUCUGUUUACUUCUGCUGGCAGCUCUGCUACAUUGCCCAAACCAAGCUCUAGCCCUGAAGUGCUACACCUGCACUAACCCCCAGGACAACAGCCUAUGUGAGGCCAUGUCCUGCCCAGGAGACCAGCAAGUCUGCUACAUUGGUGUGAUGACUACGGCCAACAACAAGGGUGAUUCCCAGACAAUCUCAGAGAAAACAACCAAAUUGGUCAAGGACAUCAUCCCCAUGGGGUCCAUAGGCCUGUCCUCGAUGGAUAUGAAAGUGUCCAAGUGCUGUGACAGUGACCUCUGCAAUGGGGUGGCCCUGGUGCGCCCACAGUGGACACUGUCUGUGGGCCUCCUGCUCCUCUGGACCUACAUGUGA
This is a messenger RNA of Chrysochloris asiatica (Cape golden mole), 372 nucleotides long. RefSeq names its product lymphocyte antigen 6H-like. Bases 1 to 372 code for a protein of 123 amino acids. The transcript is spliced from 3 exons. The record is from RefSeq and is a predicted model, not a curated record. Lineage: Eukaryota; Metazoa; Chordata; Mammalia; Afrosoricida; Chrysochloridae. Gene Ontology annotation, cellular component: plasma membrane. Gene Ontology annotation, molecular function: acetylcholine receptor inhibitor activity; acetylcholine receptor binding. Gene Ontology annotation, biological process: acetylcholine receptor signaling pathway.